ACACACUCUCUCUCUCUCUCUCUCUCUCUCUCUCUAGAUAUUUGUAAAUUUUCUAUAUCUCCUCUCCGCGUUUGGAGCUAUAAUAGAGGUGUUAGUUAACGCUAAUUCCUAGUUAAUCAACCAUGGCGAUUCACAGAGUCACAGUCGUUUCUGUUCUUUUGAUGCUAGGGUUUCUAUCGAACGCCGUACGAUCGCUCCGAUUCGAUCUCCAAUCGGGUCACACCAAGUGCAUCGCUGAGGACAUCAAGAGCAAUUCGAUGACCGUUGGCAAGUACAGCGUCGUCAAUCCCGACGAAGCCCAUCCUUUGCCCGAAUCUCAUAAACUCACCGUCAGGGUGACAUCCACAUACGGGAAUAGCUAUCACUACGCGGAACAGGUGGGCUCGGGACAGUUUGGUUUUCAGGCAGUGGAGGCUGGGGACUACAUGACUUGCUUUUGGGCUGCUGAUCACAAUCCGCAGACAACAAUCACGGUCGAUUUCGAUUGGAAAACUGGUGUGGCUGCUAAGGAUUGGACCAACGUUGCUAAGAAAGGCUCAAUCGAUGCCAUGGAAGUAGAGCUGAAGAAAUUAUAUGAAACUGUUACAUCUAUUCAUGAUGAGAUGUUUUAUCUCCGUUCAAGGGAAGAAGCAAUGCAGGAGCUUAACAGAACAACCAGCUCCAGAAUGACUUUAUUGAGUUUUCUUUCACUUUUUGUUUGCUUAUCUGUAGCAGGUUUGCAAGUAUGGCACUUGAAGACCUUUUUCGAAAAGAAGAAGCUCAUAUAAUAGUUUUCCUUUUAUGUACAAUUUUCCAUUAGUGGCAUAUUAAAGAAACGGAAAAUUUUAUGUCAAUUUCAGAUUAUUGAGUUACAAAUAAUUAAAAACAUGUGCCAAGAACGUCUUUUCUUCUCUUUCUGACUUGUCCAGAGAUGCUGUUAGUAUUCUUCUAUGGAUAUUUUGGAAUCAGUAAUGUUAUGGUGAUCAAAUUAUGGGUGCAUUGACAUCACUA
This is a messenger RNA of Camellia sinensis, 990 nucleotides long. RefSeq names its product emp24/gp25L/p24 family/GOLD family protein. Lineage: Eukaryota; Viridiplantae; Streptophyta; Magnoliopsida; Ericales; Theaceae. The record is from RefSeq and is a predicted model, not a curated record.